Molecule: messenger RNA, 3870 nt
Organism: Zeugodacus cucurbitae (melon fly)
Lineage: Eukaryota; Metazoa; Arthropoda; Insecta; Diptera; Tephritidae
Exons: 2
Coding region: 2522-2665 (47 amino acids)
Source: RefSeq, a predicted model, not a curated record
CUUCUCCAGAUUUAUUUAAAGGAAAAUUAAGCAUUUCCGGCAAUUAUUUGAUGGUCAAAAAUAAAUUUUCCAUCGCAAAUAAUUAGCUUAUAAAUUUAUUUUCAUGCAGCACAACAUAAUUACCCACACCUAUGGCUCUAACUGUGGUCCGAGCGCGUCUCUGCACAUGUAUUUGUGGAAAUUAAUGCGAAUUGAGUGCGGAGAAAAAACAAAUUGACUCACCUACACGUUUCACUGAUUUCUCGCCGAAAAAACAGACAACAGAAUGAAAUAAUAACAACAAAUUACCAACAACAAUUUGUUAAUAAAGAAACAACAAGUAAAUGGCUGUGUAAAGCUAUUUAGAGGCAAAACGGAAAAGUGAGGAAGGAAGUAAAGCAAAUGCGCCUAAGAAGUGUACCAAGUGUGCCAGUGACUUGGCAAACAACGCACACCGCCGACUCACCCCCAGCAAGCAUGCACCAAGAGCAAGAAAUAGCGGAAGAACAACACAGAAGUGCCAACAAACAAUGGAAAAAAAUGCGACUCUGUGCGACACAACAAACAAACAAAACAAAUCGACGCAAAUCGGCUUCUGUGCCAAACAGCGCCAACACAAACAAAGCCGGCUGUUCACUUCGGUCUUUCUCCACACCAUUGUUUUUGUUGUAUUUUUACACUGACUGUUGCUGUUGUUAGAGUUGUUGCUGUUACUAGAGUUGUAGUUGUAGCUGUGAUUGUGGCCACCCACUACCACCACCACAGCGACGAGCACAUGUGCCGGAGUAUGAUAACGAAAGUGCCAAACGAACGCAUUGCUGCAGCAACAACUACAGCAAUAACAUACGCAGAAUGGCUGGCCAAAAAGCAAACAGGCGGAAAACAAACCGAAACGAUCAGAAACGAAAGGACUCCAACAAACAAACGGACGGUCGUGCGCGUAUAAGACACAGUGAAGGCGAACGCAACUGCAGAGUCGCGUAAGAAACGUCGAAGCGACCGGACCGAAUUUGCGACAAGCGCACAGAGCAAUCGUUGGCAUUUAUUUUCGUAAAGUGCUGGAAGAAGUACGAAGUGGAAGAAGCAGCAGCACACGGCGUUACGCGAGUCAAGAGUUCAAGUGUGAAAUUUUUGUGAAUGAAAUCGAGCGUUCGGUGAGCCGACGCUGUCAAGUGAAAGUGCCGUUUGGUCAAUACGCACCGUUAUACACGGAUUGAAUGUUAGCGUCUGUGUGAUUGUGUAGCGUGCCCUGGAGCGGCUUAAUGAGAGCCCAAUGGACGCAUAAAAGGAUCAAGUGAGGAGUGAUAAAGCAAAGCAAAGUGAGUGAGAAAUAAAUAAGCAAAUAAAUACCUGAAAACAGCUGUAGCGGGCUUACGAGUACACGUAACGGUACAUUUAUUCAGUUUGCCUUUUUGCGGUUUGUGUUUGACGUGCCGCAGGUGCACGCUGCUGAUUGGUUUUAGGUGGCGUCUCCCCCACAUUACAGUCGGCUUUUCCGCUUGAUUCGCUUGAUUCGCUUGAUGCGCCCGCAAAGCCGCAACACUGGCAAUGAGGUUGUGAAAUUAGUGAGCGCAUAUGCAGCCGAAAAGUUGAACCCACACAGCAGAACAGCAGAACAGCAGAAUUGAGUUUAGUGCAAAAACGCUAAUAAUAUUUUUGGUCCGCAUUAAGCACACAUGAGCGGCUCCAGCGGUUUACCCAACUGCCUCAGCCGUGGCUCAUCAGUUAUAGCGCCCCGUAAACCCCGAAACCGGAUAAUUUUCGAGUGUUAACCGCAGCCGGAGGACAUUUAACACUUCAACGACUUUUGGUCUCUCAACCACAUGAACGAAAACCGUGCGAUUGAAGCAAAAGUAAAAGUCGACAGAAAGUAAGAAAAGUAGAACAAACACCCUAGAAUACGCCUGCACCCACGCCGGAUGGAGACACAGCUUGAAUACGUCAGCAGAAGAAUCAUAGAAGCAGACAUUUGCGCGUAGAAUGCGGAAGGCGGAAGACAUCAACUGAACAACUUUAACAGCAUCGUGAAAGAACAUACGACUCGUCUUGUGAUGGGCGAAGGCAACACCUGUCCCAAUAAAUUCAAAUAAGCAGCGCCUUAAGUUUAGGCCACGCGCGGAUUCGUUGAACUCAGCCAAGCGCAGCGACAACAGCGCUUGCAGCGGAUUCAAUUCAAGCGUGUGCUUCCUCUCGCAAGUGUAGCGAGUGAGAAAGCUGCAGCAGGUGAUAAUAACUGCGGCGCCACAAAAGCCCUUAUUAUCCGCCACAUCUUUGCCACUUGACGCGCCGUCAACUGUGCAUAAAUCCUUUGAGCGCUCGCCACAUUGUGUCACAUAAAGAGCAGAGCGCGCGAUUUUCAUCGGAUUUUCCACGAACUAUUCGUGGCGCUCACAUUCAACGUCAUUAAAAGGCAGCGCGCGUCCCACAAAUAAGCUUUGUGGCAAGCGUGCUUGUCCUUCCGCCUCACUGCGCCACGCCACCACUCGCACUCCACCCACCGGCGCACGCGUUGCAAACAACGAAUUGGGUCGACGUCGACGGUAUGGUGCGCGACAUCUUUCUGUACAUCCUUUUAAUUGUUUUAUUUUGCCUGAUUUUCAUGGCGCAGUUACUGGUCAACGUUUACGCCUUUCAACGACAACCGCCCACCACAAAAUCAGAUCGCGCCGAUAUUAGUUUCGUAUAAGCUUUAAGCUGAACUGGAAGUCACAUGUGUUGUGCGGAGGUCGCGCGUUUGCAGUGCAUGGCAGCAGACGCUUUGCCGCGCGCUGUCAGUGGUCACGAACUGACCACAAGAAAGUGUUUACACCGCUGAGAGUGGUGGCGCUUUAGGGAUUGGCGCACAAAACACAAAACAAAGGAAAGCGAACGAGUUGCAGUGCUCUGCUUAAUCAGGCCGACAAUCAGGUCGCGCGCUAAACCCCUUUCAGUAAACGCGCGGAACGUUGGAUUUCGACGGCGACGGCCAGGGCGGAUAUCAGCGGAGAUGGCUGUAUGGAUUAAUUAUGGCACAAGUGUAUCCCGCAGCAAAGUCACGGUUUCAAUUAAAUGUCAGCGCAACAAAGAGAAGUGGGCACUUCGGUUGGAUAAGAGCUGUGGCGCGACGCGAUGAAGAAUCGGAAAGCGAAUGCAGAACUUGAGCUAAUUAAGAAUUACGCAAAAUAGGGAAACGGUAUAAAAAGGCAAUAGUAACUGUAAAGCGCGAGAGUGAACGACAGAACAGCAACAAAUAAAUAAAAAACAAAACUACGAAGUACGAAUUACAGCGCCAUGGCAAUAAAUGCAUGAAUUCACGAAGUGCAAACAAAUACAACCACAAAUGACAUUGCGUAAACUAUAAAUAUAAAUUAAAAGCGAAAAUUAACUUUCUAACCAAAUUGAAAACAAAAGUUGUCAGAUAUCAAAAAAAGCUUUGCAAUUUGGUUGACUGCGGGAAAAUUUACGGAUAUGCUUAAUUGAAAUAUACACAACGCGAAAAGCAGCAGCGCACACUUCGCUGUGGCGAGAAUCGGCAAAACGUUUUAAUCCCCAAAGGCCGCUACAAAUAAACAUCAUCAUGACAAGGCGCUUGGUAUAAUGUAAAUACGAAUAACUGGAUGUUGAUGAAGGUCGUAAAAGGAGCUUAAUAGAACAUGUAGUGAUAACAGAACGGGGGUUUCGAGAGUGGAAGUAGGUGUAUGCAUGUACAUUUUUAGUACUUAAGAUCUCUUAAGAUUAUACAUACUUAGAUAUAUAUACAGAUAUAUUAUAAUAUUAGUAAAGUAUAUCUCAUAAGCAUUGCCAUAUUUUAUGCAAAUAUGAGUAUUUAAAAUUAACUUUACAUAGCAACAAUUGUAACGAGUCUUAAACAUAUAUUUAUGACAAUAUUUAGUAGGUUUUUAUUAAAAAGUU